AUGAGAAGCAUCGAAAUGAUUAUUGUUGAAGUCGAAAAAAUUAUUGUCUAUUUUGAAGGAGAAAAUAUAGUAGAAUUAGAGGAUCCGAUGUGCGAUCCGUUAAAACCACGAAAAAUUCAAUUUUCUGAUAUAUCAGCUGCUGCUUUUAAUAUUCGUAAAGCUGUCUUAAUGACUCCAUGUACCGUACGUUAUCUUAUCUUAUCAAUUUCUCGUUUGUUUAAACGUUCACAUCAACUUUCAAAACUUUUAAAAACUGAAAUUUAUUUUAAAAAAGAAUUUUUGCAAGUGACGGGAAGUUUUAAAGAAAGAGGUGCACGGAACGCUCUUAUCAAACUAACAAAGGAAGAGAAGAUCAAUGGUGUAAUAGCUGCAUCGGCUGGAAAUCAUGCAUUAGCACUUUGUUAUCAUGGUGAAAUCUUAAAUAUCCCAGUUACAGUUGUUAUGCCAGUAACUGCACCGCUUAUGAAGAUAACUUUAUGUCGAUCAUUUGGUGCAAAUAUUGUUCUUGAUGGCGAAAAUUUGUCGAAGGCUAAAGCAACUGCGAUGAAAUUAGCAAAGGAAAAUAAUUUAAAAUACAUAAAUGGCUAUGAUCAUCCGGAUAUUAUCGCUGGGCAAGGGACUAUUGGUUUAGAAGUUUUAGAACAGGUGGAAAAUGUGGAUGCAAUAAUUGUACCAACUGGUGGUGGUGGUCUUAUUUCUGGAAUUGCGCUUGCUGUUAAGACUUUGAACCCUCAUAUAACUGUUGUGGGAGUAGAGGCUGAAACUUGUCCUUCAUUUAAGCGAUCGUUGGAAGCUGGUACAAUAAUCGAAACUAAAGCUGCUUCCACCUUAGCAGAUGGCUUAGCUGUGCCAUUGAUAGGUGGAAAUGCAAUGGCUACUGCUCAAGGUUUUAUCGAUCAAAUGGUUACGGUUACCGAAAAAAAUACGGCUCUUGCAAUUUUGCGUUUAUUGGAAAUGGAAAAAGCCGUUGUUGAAGGAGCUGGAGCAGUUGGAUUAGCCGCAUUCAUCGAGCAUAAAUUACCACAACUUGUUGGAAAAAGAGUUGUCAUAAUUCUUUCCGGAGGAAAUAUUGAUACAACAGUUUUGGGUCGAACAAUUGAACGUGGUCUUGCGGCUGAUUCGCGACUUGUACAUUUCGAUGUUCUCAUUUCUGAUCGACCUGGUGGUAUUGCUGAACUAGCGACAUUAUUAUCGCAUCAAGGAGUCAGUAUAAAGGAUAUAUUUCAUGAGAGAGCUUGGAUAUCGAAGGAUGUUUUUAGUGUUCGAAUUCGUGCUAUAGUUGAAACUCGCGAUAAUGAUCAUGCACACCUCUUGGAAUCUGCUCUUAAGGAGCGCUACAAAGAUGUCAAUUUUUCCGAUUUUAUUGAAAUCUGA
Dracunculus medinensis (Guinea worm) is the source of this 1374-nucleotide messenger RNA. The record is from the annotation of a GenBank genome assembly. Lineage: Eukaryota; Metazoa; Nematoda; Chromadorea; Rhabditida; Dracunculidae.